UUCAUAUUUUUUUUCAACCAACGUUUUUUAUAGAAUAAAAAAAAAACGGGCUUGAACUUGUUUACUUGUCAGUUGCUCAGUAAACUGAAGCCCAACUCAAAAUUUAUUCAUAAUAAUUUUGGCGCGAUAAUAACCACGUGUUACCUCAACUCCAAAACAGUAAACAAUAAAAAGUAAAUAAUUGCAAAAAUAAAUAAUUAAAUAACAACAGACUAUUUAUUAGUAAACAGAGUUAAUUAUAUAAAUGUUUAAGUUGUAAAGCAAUAAUUUGAAAUGUCACAAAAAAAUUCAAAGUUAAGUCCGAUACCGGCAACAAAAUUCUACAGCAGUUGCAGUCAAGUAAGAGAAAAAAUAAAAGAUAUUGAGGAUCGUAGCAAGAGUUAUCAUUUAAUUAAUAAUAGUAGUUACAAUUUAACUAAAGAACGAAUGCCCCAGAGUUUAUUAGGACCAACGCAAGACUGGGCUGAAUUUUAUCGGCAAGCGGAAGCACUCGAGCUAGCAGAUGCUAAAUCAACAAGUAUUAAUAUUCUACUGACAUUUGUUUACGAACAACCAAAUGGCCACCGUAGAUUUAUUGUUGCACAUCCAGAAGUCUAUUGGUGGUAUUUUAAUCGCGCACUGCCUGAAAGACGUUGCGCUUAUGAGGUAAUACCGGAAGGAAAUCCCUGCUGCCUAUACCUAGAUCUCGAGUAUCAGAACGACUUGAACCCACGUAAAAAUGGUCCACACAUGACACAAACUCUGAUCGAAAUAAUAAUCUGUUACUUUCUCAAGCACUGGGGGUUGUCAAUUACCAAAAAAAAUGUCCUGAAUCUCGACUCAACCACACAGAGUAAAUUCAGCAGACAUUUAAUUUUCCGUAUCAAAGACACAGCAUUCACCGACAACAUUAACGCCGGGCGUUUUAUAAAGUCUAUUUGCAGUGAUAUCGAGGAGUACAUCGCAACAGACGGUGUUGCAUUUCACGACGUCCUCAGUUACUUUAAACGCGAGGACUUGGAAGAAUUGUUUAUCGAAACAGGCAAACGUAAGAAAUUAUUUAUCGACACUGCUGUGUACUCGCGCAAUCGUCACUUUCGUAUUUACAAAGCAACCAAAUGGGGAAAAUUAUCUCACUUAGUGCGAGCUAAAGAUUGUAAAUUCAAACCGAUAAAAGAAAAUCGUGACAAAGAGCUAGAAAUAUUUUUAGAAUCACUGGUUACUUAUUUUACAAACAAAAGUGAUUUACAUUUAUUGGAAUUUACUGAUGAAAGUGGACCAGAUUCGAUAAAAUAUGAUCGUAGUACACAAUUUAAAAAUUCAUCCCAACUUACACGCGAUCAAUAUCAAUCAUCACCUUAUCCUGCUAUCGAUAAAUUUAUUAUGGGAAUCGUCAAGCCUGGGACUAUCAGAGUAUCGAAAUAUUUUGAUGACAGACAGAAAAUUGCCUAUGAAAUAAUUGGCAACAGAUACUGUGCUAACGUUGGUAGACAACAUAAAAGUAACAACGUAUACUGGAUUGCUGAUUUAAAAAAUAAAAUUGUUUAUCAGAAAUGUCAUGACCAGGAAGACUGCGCUGAUUUUAAAUCCGAGCCAAUACCAUUUACUGAUGAGUUAUGUUUUAUGCUGGAUGAAGAUGACGAUGAUAUUUUCUUUAGUAUCGAUGCUAAAAAAUAAAAGGAGUAUUGAUGAAAACCAGAUUAGGUUUCUCGAGUAAUUUUAGUUAUUUUUUUGUAAGUGAAGAAUUUUUUUUUUUUUAUGAUAUUUAUAAUAAUUUGUAAUAAUUAUUUAAAAAUAUGAAUAAAUCGAGUCUAAAAAUGUGUGACUUGUAAAAAAAUUAAAAUGUUUAAAAAUAAUUGUAAAAAAAAAAGUUUUUUGGUGAAAAAUCAAACAAAUUAAAAUAAUUUGUAAUAAUUACGUGUAAAAAAAAAAAAUUCGUUUUAAAAAAUUUUAAAAAAAAGGUCAGCGUGGAACUUCUACCCGAAGCAAAUUAAAAUCGCGAGCAGAACUUAUGUAAUUUUGAAAAUAAAAAAAAAAGUGUUUGGAUUUUAUAUGAGAGAAUUUUGAGUAAAAAAAAAAUGUUUUUAAAACAUAUUUUUACUUCAUUUUACCCUCGUUUCGAAAAAGUUCCCAUAAGAAUUCAAAAACGUUCAUAAAAAACUCCGCGAAUUCAAAAUUUUUGAAUGUUUUCAAAAAUAUGUUUUAAAAACAUUCUUUUUUUACUCAAAAUUCACUCAUACAAAUUCCUAGAUAAAUUUUUUUUUGCUAUCAAAAUUACAAAAGUUCAAAAAAAAAAAAAUUCGACUCAAAAUUCUAAUCCCUUCCAAGUCUAGAACUAUUUUUGAACGAAUUUUUUUUUACGCGGGUAAUUACUAGAAAAAAUAACAAUAGGAAUUAAAAAUUUUUCCAUGAAAAUGUUUUUCAAAAAAGUCAAACGGA
Molecule: messenger RNA, 2418 nt
Organism: Microplitis demolitor
Lineage: Eukaryota; Metazoa; Arthropoda; Insecta; Hymenoptera; Braconidae
Product: DNA-directed primase/polymerase protein
Exons: 4
Coding region: 274-1656 (460 amino acids)
Biological process (GO): error-prone translesion synthesis; response to UV; mitochondrial DNA replication
Cellular component (GO): nucleus; mitochondrial matrix
Molecular function (GO): DNA-directed DNA polymerase activity; chromatin binding
Source: RefSeq, a predicted model, not a curated record